AUGGCUGGAGCAGGGCGAGGGGCGGGCGGCCCCGGACCCUCUCCUGGAGGACCAGCUGGUGGACCUCCUGUAGGCCCUAUGCGUGCCCCUGGUCAGGGACCGCCCGUCAUGUACGAUGGAAUGCAAAUGGCUCCACAACAACCGCAAUACGGACAACCUAUGAUGAGCGGUGGACCACAAGGCCAAAUGCGGGGUUAUCCCGGUCAAUACGCACCUCAGGGCGCACCGAAUCAGAUACCUUAUCCCGGGCAAGGACGAGGGCAAGCCAUACCAAGAGGUGGUAUGAUGAACGGAGCACAUAUGCAACGGCCGCCUCAAAUGGCACCUCCACGACCAGCAAUGCCACCACAAAUGAUGCCAGGUAUGAUGCGGCAUCCGCAAAUGAUGGAGCAACCUUUCAAUCCCAACGCACCUUUCCAAGGACAACGGCCUGAUCAGUUCAUGGGUGGUCCACCUCCUCAGGGCUUUAUGAAUAGACAACCUUACCCCGGUAUGAUGCCAGGACAUCCUGGACCACCACAAGGACCACCGGUAAAUCUGUGCUAUAUUUUUUAUUUUGUUGUAUUAGUCAGAGCUUGUUCCUUUUCAGAUGAUGAUGAUGGACCCAUCACAAUCGAAUGGACCUCAUCAUAUAACGAAUCGACAAUCGGGAAUACCGACUGCUGGACCGGCUCAACAACCUCCGGUACAAAUUUCAUGUUGCCUGACUUGUGCUAA
Molecule: messenger RNA, 717 nt
Organism: Cylicostephanus goldi
Lineage: Eukaryota; Metazoa; Nematoda; Chromadorea; Rhabditida; Strongylidae
Source: the annotation of a GenBank genome assembly